AUGUCAAUGAAGCCAAAGCCGUCAAAAAAUGAUGGUAAGACACUUUGGUGCUUUGUAUAUGGAGAUGUUCUCACAUCCAUCUUUCCAGUCGACGUUGAUUAUACUAACAACACAAUUACCAUCGCACAUCUAAAAGAGAACAUCAUGGAAAAAAUAAACGUUCCCGGUAAUACAAAAACGAAAGAUAUUACAUGGAAAGUAAAUAUUCCGUACGAUGAUAACACUGAGCAUGUAGAUAUUAUACUUCGAAACAAUGAA
Funneliformis caledonium is the source of this 258-nucleotide messenger RNA. The record is from the annotation of a GenBank genome assembly. NCBI's taxonomy places the organism in Eukaryota, Fungi, Glomeromycota, Glomeromycetes, Glomerales, Glomeraceae.